Molecule: messenger RNA, 343 nt
Organism: Symbiodinium sp. CCMP2456
Lineage: Eukaryota; Dinophyceae; Suessiales; Symbiodiniaceae
Source: the annotation of a GenBank genome assembly
AUGACGUACAUGGGCGAUUUGGAGAACAACGUCACUGUUACUUAUGACUUGAUGCGAACGGCGGCUUUGAUGGGCUACAACUUGAACCUGGCUGGCCAGGGUGACAUUGAGAAGUCUGUGUGGGAAGAAGUCAACACCCUGGCGAAGGCGUCUGGGUCCAAAGUGAAAGUCUGUGCGUCAGCUGCCGAGGCAAUGACCGGCGUAGAUUGCGUCUACACAGACAGCUGGAUGAGCUAUGGCAUUCCGAAGGAGGAAGAAGAGGCCCGAAUGAAGCUCUUCAUGCCCUACCAGGUGACGACGGAUCUCAUGAAGCUUGCAAAGCCCGACUGCAUCUUCAUGAACU